Molecule: messenger RNA, 1527 nt
Organism: Venustampulla echinocandica
Lineage: Eukaryota; Fungi; Ascomycota; Leotiomycetes; Helotiales; Pleuroascaceae
Product: Multidrug resistance efflux transporter EmrE
Exons: 2
Coding region: 1-1527 (508 amino acids)
Biological process (GO): magnesium ion transport
Cellular component (GO): membrane
Molecular function (GO): magnesium ion transmembrane transporter activity
Source: RefSeq, a predicted model, not a curated record
AUGGGAAAUCUAGGCGAUUUAUCGCCAGGAGGAAGCGUAGCUAUUGGAAUUCUCGUCGGCCUCCUAUCCACGAGCGUCCAGAGCCUAGGUCUGACCCUCCAACGAAAAUCACAUAUCCUAGAAGACGAGAAAGACGACCAAGAUGUGCGCCGACCACCACAUAGGCGGCGGCGAUGGCAGCUGGGCAUGGGCAUGUUUAUCAUUUCCAACCUGGUUGGGAGUACCAUUCAGAUAACGACGCUUCCACUCCCCGUGCUAUCGACGUUACAAGCUUCGGGGCUGGUCUUCAACUCGAUAUGCGCCACGCUGAUUCUCGGAGAGCCCUUCACACGCUGGUCUUUGGGAGGGACGAUCUUGGUUUCAAGCGGGGCGGUGCUUAUAGCGAUCUUUGGAGCAAUACCAGAACCGGCGCAUAAUUUGGAUCAGCUAUUGCAGCUUUUGGGGCGCCGGACAUUUAUACUGUGGAUGGUUUUCCAGACGAUGCUGGUUGUCGGGAUCAUUAUUAUAGCGGGAAGCCUCGCCAAAUUCCCCAGCAUAGCUGUAAGCCCUCGCAUUCGACUUUGGAGGGGAUUGGCAUAUGGGUGUAUAAGCGGGAUCCUUUCGGCACAUUCGUUGCUUGUGGCUAAGUCGGCCGUGGAGCUGCUUGUCCGGACCAUCAUCGACAGAGUGAACCAGUUCAACAGGUGGCAAUCAUGGGCUAUUCUCGUGGGACUUGUGACGCUGGCCCUCACACAACUCUACUUCCUUCACCGAGGCCUCAAACUUGUUUCGACGAGCGUCCUCUACCCGCUCGUCUUCUGCAUCUACAACAUUAUAGCCAUCCUCGACGGGCUGAUCUACUUCGACCAAGCUGAUCGCCUUCCAGCCUUAUACGCCUGCCUCAUAGCACUCGGCACAGCAAUCCUACUCUCGGGCGUCCUGGCCCUCUCGUGGCGCCUCUCAGACGAACAAACACAACCAGCCGUUGCCAAAAGCGCGCUUGCACCUGGCCUCGGGUUUGUGGAGGACACCGACAUGGAUGAAUCAUCCGACUCCUACAACGCAGACGAAGAAUCCUCCAUAGGAGCAGAACACCGAGCUCUCUUAAACGGCGAGCCUCUGACUCCCACAGCCAAGCUGGACACAGUGCUAGGCGCCACACGAAACGUCCGCAAACCCGUCCGGCUCACGGAAGCGGACGAGAUCUGGAGCGAGCUCCAAGAUGAUGACUCGAAACCCGGAUCUCCUAAUACUACAAAACGGAGUCUAUCGAUGACCACCACACCACAGCAAAGCACAAGUCAAGAACCCCCGGAUGAGACGACCUCCCUCCUCCCCUCGCAUUCCUCCCACCGCCGCCGAAGGAGACGCUCAACAGGCUUCCCGGGUUUUACCGCGCGCCCUUCGCCGCGUACUCCGAAUAAGAGACGCGCAUCCCGCCAAUCCCAAGGGGCAACCGGCGGGUUCUGGAAGAUGCAGUGGUGGAAGAGAGGCGGAGGUGGUGGGAAGGGGCCUCCUGAUCCUGAAGAUGGCGGGGGAGUGACGUAG